GUCACUAGACACACCGCACAUGUCAAGUGGAGGUGUAUCCCAGCCGCAAAAACCUUCAUUAAUGAUUAUCUCCUCUCCUCUCCUCUCCACUUAGAGUUUCUUUUCUCGUUCAGUAUCUUCCGGGCAAACCUCCACCCAACAGGCGAUGGUGGGGACGAUGGCGGCAACUCUAUCCUCUCCGUUCACUCCUCUUACCUCUCUUCUCAGACCUUCUUCCUCCAAGUCCACCAAGCUCCACCUCCAACCCUCCUGCUCCCAUUUUUCAUACCGGACCGCUGACGUCAAGUUGCUGUUACACGACGCCUUGGAUUCCUUGGGCAUCGACACGUCUCAUGCCAGGGAGGCUAGGCAGGGGUUUUUGUCCCAAAUCGAGAAAUUCUCCGACGUGGAGAGGGAAACCAGCAUUAGCAUCAAUCGGAGCGUUGAUUUGGGGAAGACAGCUCUGUAUAUAGCCGCUGAGGACGAUUCUCUCAUAUCCCACUCCUCGGUUCCCUUGCCUGUGGAUGCCUUCAUUGAAAGACUGGAUGAUCUCUCCAUGGGUUACUGCUCCACUUAUACCUCCUCCUUGUGCUCUUCGCCUCAGAAUUUCCUCCACAGCUUAGACAACUAUUUGUACGUGGACAAGGGUUUUAGAAGAAGCAGUUUAAUCAAUCGGUUCGAGCCAAGGGAUUUGUAUCUUCACUCUGUUUUGACUCGUCGAUCAGGUUCAGCUCUCAUGCUGUCACUUAUCUACUCUGAAAUCCUGAAAAUGCUUCGUCUUUGGGGGCUCGUGGAUUUUGAUUGUGAGAUAUACUAUCCCUAUGAUUCCAAGGACCUUCCCAGGGGUUAUGAUAAAAAGAAGAGCAAGGAAUCGGAUCGGGUGCAUAUAUUGACAUCGCAAACUCUUUUGAAAGAGGUAUUGAGAAACUUGAAGGAGGCGUUCUGGCCGUUUCAAUAUGAUGAGACCAGGAGCUUAUUCUUGAGUGCUGCAAAUGCUGCCAAUUGCGUCGCUACGCCUAACGCUAUUGAAGACAGUGGCUUUCAGCUAGCAUCUGCAAAGGCUGCACAGCACAGGUUAGAUCGUGGAGUUUGGACCAGUGUAACUUUUGGAGACAUGAGACGUGCAAUGUCUGCUUGUGAACGUCUAGUGCUCUUGGGAUCUGAUCCCAAAGAUCUAAGAGAUUAUAGCAUUCUUCUGUAUCAUUGUGGGUUCUAUGAUCACUCCCUUCAAUAUCUCACGUUGUUCGAGGAAAUAAAGGGAUCAGUGCAACAAAACCAAUCAUCCACUGGCAUGAGCAGAUUGGAAGAUGAUGCUACGGAGAAGUUGAUGAUGCGUCUUAACCUGAUCUUCAUGGAAGAAGGUUGGAGCGAGCCUUCACGUGUCAGAAAAUUUCUGGGAAACAAUUCUGAACCGUGGUAGAUAGUAAAGACUUGCAGCCACUGAUAUUGACAAAUAAAAAGUAAACACUUUGAGCAGUAACAAUGAAAAAAAGGUGGAUUAGAGGGCACGCGCAAAACACGACAGAAGGGGUGCUAUGCUCUGCGUGGAAUUCCUGAGAAAUCCGUGGUGAUUGCUUGCUUUUGAGAUUGCUAGCAACUCCGCGCCCUGCAUGUGGAAGUCAGUCAUCUCUUCGAUGAAAGCUCUUCCUUGAUAGGCAACUGCCCCCACUUGAACUAGGGGUCGUUAGUUAUAUUGAUGUAUUAUAGUAUACAUGGUUUGAUUUCUAUGAUAGUUAUUGUAUUAUUUAAAUAUGCUAUAUUAUUUUUAAGCUCAAACGUCACUUUUAUCCUUUCAUUUUAAUAUAAAAAAGCUUAUCUC
This is a messenger RNA of Linum trigynum, 1798 nucleotides long. NCBI's taxonomy places the organism in Eukaryota, Viridiplantae, Streptophyta, Magnoliopsida, Malpighiales, Linaceae. The record is from the annotation of a GenBank genome assembly.